GGACGAUCCAGACAAGUUCUCUCAGUUCAUUCAAGAUUUAUUCAGUUCAGACCAGAUGCAGGACGGUCGCUGAAUCGCCGCAUGAAAACAAAACACAGAUGUCAACGAUAUUUAAGCGCUGCUGAACUUCCUCAAGCCCUGGAGCUAUGAACGCGGAAGAUAUUUGCCAACGCACGCACUCAACGUGAGGAGGCGCGAUGAACGCAAAGGACCGAGAGCGGCGCCGGACGCGCAACGCUGGCAAACGAGCCGAAAGCGCGAGUGUCCUGCGCUCGCUCAGCGUCGACAACAUAGACGAGGAGAAUGAGACAAUGGCAGGCGAGCUGGACGUGGGCAAACAUGGCAGCCUGGAGAGGCGGAUCAUUGCGCCGCGGUACAGCUUGCUCCGUGAAGUUGGCAGGGGCAGCUAUGGCGUUGUGUACGAAGCCAUUGCUCGUAAAUCAGGUGCUAAAGUGGCUGUGAAAAAGCUGCGCUGUGACGCGCCCGAGAAUGUGGAGCUGGCGCUGGCCGAGUUUUGGGCUCUGACCAGCCUGGAAAAGCGCCACGAGAACGUGGUCCAGCUGGAGGAGUGUGUGCUCCAAAAGAACGGGAUGGCCCAGAAAAUGAACCAUGGCAAUAAGCGUUCAAAGCAGUAUUUGAGGCUGGUGGAGACCUCGCUGAAAGGUGAGCGAGUGCUGUCGUGUCCUGAUGAGCCCUGCUACCUGUGGUUUGUCAUGGAGUUUUGUGAAGGAGGAGAUCUGAAUCAGUUCAUCCUGUCCCGCAGGCCUGAUCCCCACACCAAUGCCAGCUUCAUGAUGCAGCUGAGCAGCGCUGUGGCGUUCCUUCACCAAAACAACAUUGUUCAUAGAGACCUCAAACCAGAUAACAUCCUCAUCUCGGAGAGUUCUGGAGCGCCUGUGUUGAAGGUGGCAGAUUUCGGACUGAGCAAAGUGUGUGCUGGUCUGAGUGCUGGAGUGCGGGAUGCAGAAGAGGGACUUGACAAAAACAAGAACGGUGUUGUUAACAUCAAUAAGUUCUGGCUCUCGUCGGCAUGUGGAUCAGACUUUUACAUGGCACCAGAGGUUUGGGAAGGACAUUACACAGCCAAAGCGGACAUUUUUGCUCUGGGCAUUAUCAUCUGGGCCAUGAUCGAGAGAAUCACAUUCAUUGAUGCCGAGUCCAAACGGGAACUACUUGGGACGUAUGUGCGGCAGGGGUCUGACAUUGUCCCAGUUGGGGAGGCGCUUCUGGAGAACCCAAAGAUGGUGUUGAGUAUUCCCCAGCGCAGGCGCUCGCACAUGUCCGAGGCACUCCGAAAACUUUUGAAGGACAUGCUGGCUGUCAAUCCUCAGGACCGACCAGACGCUCUGGAGCUGCACAACAGGAUGGGACAAGUCACUUGCGCGGCAUGAACUUUGACCUCUGACCUAAACGCAUUGCACACACAGGUUUACCUGUUCCACGAGAGACCAGAAGGGACUGCAUUGCUUGGAAAGCUGUGAAUCUUCCAUUGCUGAUUUAAUGUGAAGAGUACAAAGUACUCAACUUGGACACCAAUACAAAGUUUGCCACAAAUAGAUUUUUUUGUUUAGAGUAGUGAUUUAAACAAAUCAUUCAUCAAGCCCAGAAGUGUUCAGCCAAACUCAAUCACUGGUUACAUCACUAAGAGUGAAGUAAUGCUAAAAAAAUGUUGAGAUACAUUAAGUACAAUCAAGCCAAAACUUGCAAGCUUUUUAUUAGUCUUAGCAAGGGACGGGGACUUUAAUAUUCCUUUAGCAGAGCUUCCCUAGUUGCUCAUCUUCUCAAAACAAUCCUUUAAAAAUAAUAAAGUAUUUCAUUCGUUUUAUUUUAUCAUUUAAGUUUUCUAAGCAGUGAAGCCUUCAAUAUAAUUACACAGUACUAAGACACUCACAAAAUACUUGACUACAUUUUAGUGCCCAAGCAUAUAAAGAAAUGCCAUUACCAUAUUCUCAUAGUCUUAUUCUUGGGUCCAACCUAUUGGUCCUCCAAUGGGUUUUGUGACUAGUUCGUCUAACACCACGUGAAUCAAAGGCAAACUUUUAUAUCUUGAUUUUAUUUUCUACUAACAUACUCAUGAUCUUAAGCCCAGUAUUGAGAUUUUAUUUUCUCCUUGAAUGCAGAUCGACCCUGGUGCCUUGAAGUCUAGUGAUAGUUUUGUUUUGCAGCUUUAUCUUUUAAAUAUGCAGUGCAUUUUCAGAGCUUUUAAAGCUUUAACACUUUACAUAUUAGGUGUGUGCAGUUUAACCUUUUAGGUAUGGAGCCAGAUCAGUCUCAGAAAUCAUACAUUAACAAAAUAUAAUUCCUAUAUCCACAACACAAUUCAUAUUUAAAAUAACACAAUUCAAAUAUACACAUCCAAUUCGUAAAUUCGAAAACAAUUCAUAAAUACAUAAAUCCAAUUCAUAAAUUCAAAAAAUGAUUACAAAAUACACAAGUCCAAUUCAUAAAUUCAAAACACGAUUCAAAAACACACAAAUCUAAUUCGUAAAUUCAAAAACAAUUCAAAAACACACAAAUCCAAUUUGUAAAUUCAAAACACGAUUCAAAAACACACAAAUCCAAUUCGUAAAUUCAAAACACAAUUCAAAAACACACAAAUCCAAUUCGUAAAUUCAAAAACAAUUAAAAAAUACACACAUCCAAUUUGUAAAUUCAAAAACAAUUCAAAAACACACAAAUCCAUUUCGUAAGUUCGAAAACGACACAACUACACAUUCAGUUCAUAAAUUUAAAAACGAAUAAAAAAUACAUGAAUCCAAUUCGUAAAAUAAAAAACUAAUCAAAAAUAGACAAAUACAAUUCGUAAAUUAAACACUAUUCAAAAAUACACAUCUAAUUCAGAAAAACAAUUCAAAAAUUAUCAAAUCCAAUUUGUCAAUUCAAAAAACGUUUAAAAAAUACACAAAUCCAAUUCGAAAAUGACACAAAAAUACACAUCCAAUUCAUAAAUUUAAAAAACGAAUCAAAAAUACAUAAAUCAAAUUCGUAAAUUCAAAAAAAUAAAAAAAUAAAAAUAAAAAAAACACAAAUCUAAUUCGUAAAUUCAAAAAACUAUUCAAAAAUACACAUCCAAUUCGUAAAUAAAAAAAAGAUUUAAAAACAGACAAAUCUAAUUCGUUAAUAAUAAUAAAAAAAAUUUAAAAACGGUUAAAAAAACACAAAUCCAAUUAGUAAAUUCAAAACAUGAUUCAUAAAUACAGAAAUCCAAUUCAUUUGGUGAAAAUUUUUCUGAUUUUUACUUGCGAAUUCAUGAACCGUUUGUUGUAUUUAUGAAUUAUGUUUUGAAUUCACGAGUUGGAUUUUGUUAAUGUGAAUUGUGCCGUGCAAGUAUAAAUUUUAUUUUGUAACUGUAUUAUUUAUGAGACCGAUCUGGCUCUAUAUGUAGGUGCCAGUUUCUACAUUGUGUGAGGUUCUUUCUUGCCCAAAAAGAUCGAAUGAUUCAGCUGCCCUUUUUACAAUGUCACGAUCACACUGCACACACACACACACACACACACACACCUACAAUUUUAAUGGUUUAGUAGUUUUUGAACUUAGAUAUGGAUUCAGUUUUCACUUAGAGCAGAUAAAGAUGGUGUUUUUUUAGAAUAAUAAUAAAUAAAUUUCAUUACAUUUCUACUAAUGCUUUUCCUGUUGAAUUUUGGCUCUAUAACCAUUGUUUGCUCGAUAGUUAUUCUUUUUAUUUUGUCAUCUGAUUACUUGAAUGGGUUAAUCUUGUUCUCAAAACACAAUGGGAGCUCUAGUGAGUUCCUUCAUCUGAAUCCUAAACACUUCAUAGACAAGGCAAGAGAUUGGUGUGUGUGUGCGCGCAAGAGUGUGUGUUUGGCUGUAUCCAGGUGUGUUUUUGCCCGACAGUUUGUGUGUGCUAUAGUUCUACCUCAGCACUCUUGUGUUUUAGUAACUAAUUCACUAAAUUGACUAGCAGUGCUUUCAGUUGUUUCUGGAGAGACCAGUAGUUAACGGUUUUCAGAUUUAUUUAUUUAUACAGUAUGUGUUUUGUCAUUUUUGAUUAAUAAAUCUAUAGUACUUUUUAAAAAUUCCCUUUUUGAUUUCUGACUGCUUUCUGCUGUAGAAGAAACGUUAUGCUUGUGAGAUCACAAGGUAUUAAGGUAUUUCGAGUUGAGAUAUUCUGGACCAUAUGGUGGUUCUUCACAUGGGAACAAAAAUGUUCUGUUACUUUUUAUAGGUUUGAUUGUUUUUAUUCUGUCAGGAAAUGCUUUUUGUUUUCAAUGCAUUAUUUAGGUUCGUUUUAAACUCACAUUUCUUUUCCCGCACAGCAUUGUAAAUGAUUGUAUGUUUCAUGAGGGUCAGUUAAUUUUGGAGCGAGUUGAAGUCAAUGUUUUUUAUCUUUCAAUAACGGCUCUUUUCAGUUCGAAUGUUUUAGAAAGUGUAAACAUUGAGAUGUUUGUCAUAGCAGUCAAGCGAACCGGAGUAUUAGACUGCAUUGCACUGAGGAGAGCAAAAGGAAUAUAAAAGAAACUCAUUUCCUGUUGUAUCAUCUCUUUUUCAUGCUUUUUAUGCUUUUCUUUGUAUUCCUCGUGGUCCAGUUUUGCCUGUAAACGCACUCGUCUAUGCAACCUCUCCUUCUACACUGUGUGAUGCUGCUCUGCUGAACUAGCCUCUAGCCUCUUAAGACCUUGACAUUUUUGCUUUUUUGUGCUUAUGACUUUUCGUGGACUUUUUUUGUGUGAAAGUUAACACUUUCCUUUGUGUUAAGCACACUAGAGCUCUUGGAAGCUUCACUCAUUUUUUUGGGUGUCAUAUUUUAUUGUGUUUUGUUCAAUAAACCCUGUAAAAGCGUAA
Molecule: messenger RNA, 4803 nt
Organism: Danio aesculapii
Lineage: Eukaryota; Metazoa; Chordata; Actinopteri; Cypriniformes; Danionidae
Gene: stk35l
Product: serine/threonine kinase 35, like
Exons: 3
Coding region: 198-1391 (397 amino acids)
Biological process (GO): axon extension; positive regulation of autophagy; autophagosome organization
Cellular component (GO): cytoplasm; autophagosome
Molecular function (GO): ATP binding; protein serine/threonine kinase activity
Source: RefSeq, a predicted model, not a curated record